GCACAGGAAAUGCAAUUGCAAGCCAAUAUUCGACCCACCAUACAGACCACCAAAAAGAUCAUCCUCCUUCGCUAUCCUCUAUCUUCUCUGUCCAACCCCUUCUUUCAACCCUUUCGCCAUAGCAGUGCACACUAUUUACACCUUUCAACAUCAUCAUCAUCGCAAUGGUUCUCUCUCCUUCGCACUGCCAUUUCCACAAGCAACCUGCGUCUUGGCAAAUCCAUACACGCGCAUAUCAUCAUCUUCGGCCAUUCUGCCAACCGAUUUUCAACCAACAACCUCAUUACAAUGUACUCCAAAUGUGGGUCCCUUUCGGAUGCCCGCCUGCUGUUCGACAAAGCUCCCAACCGAGACAUUGUCACCUGGAAUUCUAUCCUAGCCGCCUAUGCCCUCUCCGCUGAUGCCAAUGAUGGCCUGGUUCAUGAGGGUUUUUGCCUUUUCCGCCUUCUUCAUAGCUCAUCUGCUGUAUCCCCCACUAAACACACCUUAGCUCCCGCCUUGAAGUUGGGUUUGAUAUCUGGAUAUGUUUGGGCUUCGGAGGCAAUUCAUGGGUACGCCGUUAAGAUUGGUUUGGAACUGGAUGUCUUUGUUUCUGGUGCUCUUAUUAAUAUCUAUUGCAAGUCUGGACGAAUUACAGAUGCCAGGGUUUUGUUCAAUGACUUGCCUGAAAGUGACCGGGAUGCUGUACUGUGGAAUGUCAUGCUUAAAGCGUAUGUGCAUAUGGGUCUUGAGAAAGAAGCAUGUACUUUCUUCUCAGAUUUCCACCAUGGCGGGUUAGGUCCCGAUGACGUUAGUGUGCAGUGCAUUCUUAGUGGUUUCCCUGAGGUAAAGUUUGACCAAGACAACAAGUUUGUAGAACAAGUUCAAGCAUAUGCAACUAAAUUGUUUUUGUAUAAUGAUACUUUGGACGUGAUUUUGUGGAAUAAAACACUGUGUCAGCAUUACCAAGCUGGUGAAAUUUGGGCUGCCUUUGAAUGCUUUCUAUAUAUGAGCAGAUCAAAUGUAGGUUACGAUCGUGUGACAUUGAUUGUUGCUCUUGCCGCCACUGUGGCUACCAAUGAUAUGGAGCUGGGCCAACAGAUUCAUGGCUUGGCUUUUAAAUCAGGUUUUGAUCUAGAUACUGCUGUUGCAAAUAGUCUUAUAAACAUGUAUUCGAAGGCGGGUUGUUUUAGUUUUGCAAGAAAAGUAUUCAGUGGUAUGCAGGAAAUGGAUUUAAUUUCUAGGAAUUCAAUGAUAGCAGGUUGUAUGCAGAAUGGUUUAGAGGCGGAAUCAGUGACACUGUUUCUAGAUCUGUUACGUGAUGACUUAAGGCCAGAUCACUUUACGUUGGCAACUGUACUGAAGGCUGUUGCUUCUCUUACUCCUGGACUAUCUCUUAGUGAACAAAUCCAUGUUCAGGCAUUGAAAACUGGGAUUGUUACUGACAGUUUUGUUUCCACAGCACUUACUGAUGUUUAUUCUCGGAGGGGAAAAAUGGAAGAGGCAGAGUUUCUUUUCCAAAACCAAGACGAAAUUGAUUUGGCAUCUUGGAACGCAAUGAUUUUUGGGUAUAUAAAUUGCAAUAAUUGUCGUAAGGCAUUGGAACUCUUCACUCUGAUGCACAAAAGUGGAGAAAGGCCAGAUGAGAUCACGUUAGCAACUGUGGCUAAAGCCUGUAGUGGCUCGGUUGGGUUGGAACAGGGGAGGCAAAUGCAUGCUCAUGCGGUAAAACUUGGGGUUAGUUCAGAAUUAUAUGUCGGUAGUGGUAUUCUCGAUAUGUACAUUAAAUGCGGAGAUAUGGUGGAUGCGUUCACAGUUUUUGAAGAAAUCCCUGCCCGAGAUGAUGUUGCAUGGACAGCUAUGAUCUCAGGAUGCGUGGAAAACGGAGAUGAGGCCCGUGCUCUUUUAAUAUACCAUCAGAUGCGGGAAUCUGGUGUACUACCUGACGAAUAUACCUUUGCUACCCUCAUUAAAGCUAGCUCUUGCUCAACAGCUCUGGAACGCGGAAGGCAAAUUCAUGCAGAAAUGCGAGAAUCUGGUGUACUACCUGACGAAUAUACCUUUGCUACCCUCAUUAAAGCUAGCUCUUGCUCAACAGCUCUGGAACGAGGAAGGCAAAUUCAUGCAGAAGUGAUCAAGUCAGAUUAUGCUUCGGACCCUUUUGUUGGCACUUCUCUUAUUGACAUGUAUGCCAAGUGUGGCAACAUAGAAGAUGCCUAUUGCUUAUUCAUGAGAAUAGAUGUGCGAUCCAUUACCCUGUGGAAUGCCAUGUUGGUUGGUUUAGCUCAACAUGGACAUGGCAGAGAAGCUCUAAACCUUUUCAGAGAUAUGGAAAUUCAUGGUAUGGAGCCCGAUCGGGUUUCUUUUAUUGGAGUUCUGUCUGCCUGUAGCCAUUCUGGCUUGAUUUGUGAAGCUUACUUGUAUUUCCAGUCCAUGUUGAAAGAUUAUGGUAUUCAGCCUGAGGUCGAACAUUAUUCUUGCCUUGUGGAUGCCCUUGGUCGUGCAGGACGUCUCCAGGAGGCAGAAAAACUGAUUGCUUCAAUGCCCUUUGAAGCUUCUUCUGCAAUGUAUAGGGCCCUGCUUGGUGCUUGUAGGGUUCAGGGGGACAGAGAAACUGGAACACGGGUGGCAACUCGGCUCUUGGCCUUGGAGCCGUCUGACUCAUCAGUUUAUGUUCUUCUAUCCAAUAUCUAUGCUGCUGCCAACAAGUGGGAUGAGGUAACUGAUGCUAGAAAAAUGAUGCACAGGAAGAAUGUCAAGAAAGAUCCAGGGUUUAGUUGGAUUGAUGUGAAAAAUAAGGUCCAUUUGUUUGUGGUGGAUGACAGAUCCCAUCCUCAAGCUGAGACAAUAUACGAAAAGGUCGAUGACAUGAUAAGAAUGAUAAAACAAGAAGGAUAUAUUGCUGAUAUUGAUUAUGUUUUGCUUGAUGUGGAGGAGGAAGAAAAAGAACACACCCUCUAUUACCACAGUGAGAAGCUAGCGAUAGCUUUUGGACUGAUAAGCACUCCUCCGUCUACAUUGCUCCGCAUAAUAAAAAACCUUAGAGUUUGUGUGGACUGCCAUAAUGCAAUCAAGUAUAUAUCAAAAGUGUUUCGGCGUGAAAUUGUGUUAAGGGAUGCAAACCGCUUCCAUCGUUUCAGUGGUGGAAUCUGCUCUUGUGGCGAUUACUGGUAGUGUCAAAAUCAAGCAUGGUUUGGUAUCAUUCUUUUGCCUUUUCAAAUUGAAGCUCCUAGAUAACACAAGUGACAUGUUUCCUUCUGUCCAGAAUCCUUAUGGAAGAUAGAAUAUUUUUUGAUGUUCAAUUUAAAACUAUCAAGUGGUGUAGGGCUCUGUAUUAAGGAACUAGUG
Messenger RNA from Ilex paraguariensis (yerba mate), 3327 nucleotides. The record is from the annotation of a GenBank genome assembly. Lineage: Eukaryota; Viridiplantae; Streptophyta; Magnoliopsida; Aquifoliales; Aquifoliaceae.